Molecule: messenger RNA, 2425 nt
Organism: Lucilia cuprina (Australian sheep blowfly)
Lineage: Eukaryota; Metazoa; Arthropoda; Insecta; Diptera; Calliphoridae
Gene: Skp2
Product: S-phase kinase-associated protein 2
Exons: 6
Coding region: 201-2255 (684 amino acids)
Molecular function (GO): protein binding
Source: RefSeq, a predicted model, not a curated record
UAACACUAUAAUAUUCCUCGCGCCUCUUUUCUUCUAGUUUUUUUUUCUGCUGGUCUAUAUAAUCACACAAAAAAUAUUACUUGUUGAAUUAAAUAUUAAGUAAAAUUUUCAUUUCAAAACAGGAAAAAAAUUCACUUGAAUAGUGUGUUUUGAAAAAUUUAUAAAGAAAAAUACAAACUGUACAAAAAACAAAACAAACGAUGAACAACAAAUCUAUCAAAUUGAAAGAAAACAACGAGAAUUUGUGUCCAAGAACAAGAAAACGUUUACCCAGCAAGAGUUCAUCACAAACACCAAGUUGGAAAUUAGCCAAACUAGAUACCACUUCAUCGCCCUCGGCUCUUACUAACGAAUAUUUAGAAGAAAUGGGUAUUGGUAUGUUGGAUUCCGAAGAAAGUUCUUCAUCGGCCGCCUCGGCUAUUGCUUUGCCAACAGCUGAUGAAAAUUCAAACGAAGCAACACCGAAUCUUGAUGCACCGAAAUUUUCACAUCAACAAAGACAAAUUUAUCGUAAUAUGGAUACUUCUAUAUUAGAUGCCACCACAGACAAUGCGAGUAAUCAUAGUUUUCUAGAUCCCAAUGAUACACAAGCUAAAUCGACAAUUUUAAAUAACAACAACGGACAGCAGCAGCAAUUACAGCAACAUAGAUUAAACAUGAGCAGCAAUUCAAAUUCAUCUUCUUCAUUUGACAUUUAUACAGACGAACAGUUACAACAACAACAAACAUUACAAAAACUAAAAACAACAGCAAUGGACAAAUUUCAAUUGCCACAUAAUACUGCCGGUGUAACAGCAUCAGGUUCACAACAACAAAAAAAGAUAGCUAUACUGGGCGUUGGUGCCGGUAAUAAUCAUAAUAGUAAUUCACCAUCAAGUGGAGGAAAGAAUACAAGAAGUCCUUUGGCUACAGUAGCUUGUAAUAGCUUUUUAAGAAAUACACAACAGCAGCUAUUACUGCAGCAGCAGCAAUUGCAGUUGCAACAACAGCAGCAAAUGCAGUUACAGCAACAGUCGACAUUUAUGAAUUCUUUACCCCAAAGAGCUCAAUCGCCAUCAAUGCUGCCAUCGACCAGCCAACAGGCAGCUCUUGUAAAACAUCAACAGCCCCAACAUCAACAACAAAUGCAUAAUAAACUAUUUCAACAACAAUGCCAAUUGGUCCAACAGCAGCAGCAACAACAACAGCAACAUUUACAACGCUUUGUUCCUAAUGAAAAUUUCUUUUUAUUUCGCAAUCAGGCAAUGCGUGAACGUAAUCCCGAUGGCAAAGAUCACUUUAACACUCUAUCCGAUGAGAUUAUUUUACAGAUAUUUAAAUGGCUUCCUAAGAAAACACUUUUGCGUUGUGGCUAUGUCUGUCGUCGCUUCAAUAACUGUGCCAGUGAUGAAUCACUGUGGACACGACUCGAUUUGGGUGGCCGUUCUAUAAAACCGGGUGCAAUGGAAAAUAUUUUAAAAAGGGGUGUUGUUAUAUUGCGUUUAGCACAAGCGGAGCUUAAUCAUCCAGUUUUUGAAACACAUUUUCUAGAGACUGAACCUAGUUUUGAAGCCAAACUGCAGUAUUUAGACUUGAGUAUGGUAUCGAUAACCAAACCAUCACUAAAGAUGCUUUUAUCACGUUGUCGCCAAUUGAAAAAACUUAGCCUGGAACAUGUUGCUCUAAAUGAUGAAAUAUGCAAUGAAAUUGCUAAAAACACCGGACUUGAAGCCCUAAAUUUAGCCAUGUGUUCUGGUUUGGAAGCUUGGAGUGUUCGAAAAAUGAUGGAAACUUUAACACAAUUAAAUAGUUUAAAUAUUUCCUGGACUAAUUUAUCAGUCGAUGCUGUAACAUCAUUGGUAACCAAUGUAACGCCAAACUUAAUGCGUUUAAAUGUGGCUGGCUGUCGUAAAACUAUGUUUGAUUCACAUCUUGCCAGCUUAGCAAAACGUUGUACGCAACUGUUAGAGCUAGACUUAUCAGAUUGUACUGGCCUCACUGGCAAUGCUAUUGGUAUAAUUAGCAAAUUUAAAAUGCUCGAAUAUUUAUCCUUAUCUCGGUGUUACUUAAUACCUGCUUCUGCCUAUAUUGAACUGCGCAAUAUGUCUACUUUAACAUAUUUAGAUAUCUUUGGCAUGCUUACCGAUUCUGCCUUGGAAAUGUUAGAACAUACAUUUUCUAAAAUCGGUAUUAAUAAAUUUAUACACAGUUCUGUGGCUCGUCCUACGGUGGGUACUAGACGCACAUCCAUUUGGGGCCUUCGUACACGGGAUUAGUUUCAUAUAAAAUAUAAAACUAGCUUCGCUUUCUUCCAUUUGUCAACUUAUCCUAAUUUUUGAUUUUUUUUUUAAUUAUACAAAUGAAUGUUUUUUAUAUAUGCAUAUAUUUAAUUUAAUUUGUUAAAAUAUAGACUUUGUUCUUAUUUUAAUAUUUGGUUUCUUGUAAU